Molecule: messenger RNA, 2695 nt
Organism: Scylla paramamosain (green mud crab)
Lineage: Eukaryota; Metazoa; Arthropoda; Malacostraca; Decapoda; Portunidae
Product: anillin-like
Exons: 6
Coding region: 839-1513 (224 amino acids)
Biological process (GO): mitotic cytokinesis; actomyosin contractile ring assembly; septin ring organization
Cellular component (GO): actomyosin contractile ring
Source: RefSeq, a predicted model, not a curated record
UCCCUGACACGUUUAUUGAUGAGGUAGGCAUGACCGUAAGAACUGCGAACAAGUUCUCGGUCUCAAUUUCUUACAAAAUAACAUUAUACACUGAUAUUAAACACUUUCAACAUAUUACAAUAUUCAUUAACAAUACAUGCAAUUGACUUGGCACUAUGACAAUCAGUUUUUACUACAAAAUUAAAGUAUUUACCUCGGUCACCAUCCUGCCCGUCUUUGUCUGAGCGCGACUUGGCCGUGAGUGAUGCCCGCAGGCGACUAGCAGGUUAACCCCACACUACCAACAAGUGAGCAUCGGCUUCGGUGCUUAAUAUAGCAUUAAAUACUGAUACUUACACAUAUUACACGUUUUCAUGCAAAUAGAAAACUAUUGAACAUUUCACUUAUAUAUGCCGAGGAAUAAUGACAUGAGGUACAUACAGUAACAAUAUUAUCAAUGUUAAUUGCCCCUGCAAAUCUAAUAUAUUUGUUUAAUUGAUGUGAUAAGUCAUCACUUAUUUUUUUUCCAUUAUUCGGAGACUAAAAGCUGAAGGAGCUUUGGGUCAACAGAGUUGGGCAGGCGAAGACAACUGUAUGGGAUCAAUCAGCAUUAGCAACAUAACAGUUCCACUUAAACAUGAGUUUCUCCAAAGAGGAAUGAAAGGUGAUGACUUGUAUCAUCUAAUGGUCUUGGUGAAGCAUAGGGAGCAAGUGAUUUCCUCUCAGCUGAUGACAACACCAGAAUGUGUAGUGGAAGGAGCAGUUACUUUCCCAAACCUCAUGGCUCUCCAUCACCUUACCUCAGAUUUUAACAUCACUCUCGAAGUAUAAUGCUCUCUGCACUCAGGAGCCUCGCCAGAUGAAUAUGAAGAAGAAACAGAGUCGUAUGAAGCUCACUCCCUUAAAGAAGCUGCACAAACAUGAGUCUCGAACAGCCUCCCCGUCUGUCCAGUCUCCUGGGGGACCAUUUGCUGUUCGCAUGUCAUCUUUUCAACUGGUUGGAUUCACCCACCUAAACAUUUGCACUCUUACCAGGAAUGCUUGGACUCUUGAAAAGGUACCAUAUUCUUCACCGUUAGAUGGACACUUGCUGAUGCAUGUGAACUGUAGCUUUGAAGGAGGCAUCACUGAGCGUGGCUUCCUCACUAUAUUUGAGGAUGUGGGUGGUUAUGGAGCAUGGAACAGGCGAUGGUGUGUAUUGAGUGGAAUGCACCUACGCUUCUGGAGGUAUCCUGAUGAUGAAAUCAGGAAGGAGGCAUCAGGAAAACUGGACCUCCGUUCCUGCACGACACGACAUGUUGAACUGGUGUCACGUGAUGUCUGUGCCCGACAACACACUUUUCAACUCACCCUUCUACGACCUGCACAUCCAGGAGAUGCAACAAACUUAGUGCAGGAAGUGAAAGGAUCUUCAGUUGUAACAAAGAUGCUGUUGUCUGCAGACAGCAAGGAGGAGCAAAUGGUGUGGUGCAACAAACUCAACAAGGCACUGGCUAAUAUACGAGCCUGGGACCCUGAUGCAAUGCAGCCCUAGGACUACCAAGUCUAAAUAGACAUGGUACAUAUUUUACCCUUAUAAUAUUUGUACAUAUAUGUAUUACUUGCACAAAUAACUAUUAUGGCUUGGUUAACCUGAACUCACAAUUAAUAUGCUUAACUUUACAUAACCUCUUUAUUGUUGUAUAAAAUAUAACUAUAUAUCUAUAUAUAAUCAUAACUUGAUACUGAUACAUGUCAGAGAAGUAUUUUAUAUAACGCAUAAUUGUUGAUAUAUUAUGACAAACAAGAAUUAGAAUUAAGGCCAUCAAGAUGCCUGUUAUUAUGGUAAGGAGUGAGGUGCCAUGUACAUAUAAAGGAUUAACUAUUAUAGUUAUUAAGGUACUAAGGUGUUUUUAAGAAUACACAAGACCAGCUUCAUUAUCAUUCCCUGAAUGAUAGUAUUGUUCUUGCCAUUCUGUAUUUACAAUAGCUUUUCUAUCAUUGACCAUCUAAUAUACAUACUUAUACUAAGGCUGUCUCCCCAAAAAAGAGGGAUAACCAAGACAAAGCACACAAGCUUCACAUCCACACUCCAUACCACUCUCUUAACCCCUUGGCCCCCAAAAGAGAAAGUAUUCCUGUCUUCACUUUAUGGGGAUCAGCUGCACCAUGUAUCAUAACAAUAAAUAACUCAUUUCUGUGUUACACAAAAAAAAAAAUAUUCCCCUUUUCUCAUUUCUCUUUUACCAUGUUUGGAAAUGUGAAUGCUACCAAAAUGUCACUCAUUCUCGUGAUUCUGUAGCCUAAUGUGUUAUAUAGUGGGAAUACAACUUCAAGUCCUUUAUAGUUUCACCUGUUGCAAUGGAAAUGUAGUGAGGAUUAUAUUUAUACUUGAUUUUAUUAUUGUGAAUAUUCCCUAUUUUGUAUUGGUCUUCCUGAAUCUGUCUUACUCAAUAAAUACUAGAAUUUUUGUAUGCCUAUGAAGCUUGAUAAAGAUACAGGUUUAUUCAUAAUGAGAUCCCAAAAUGGCAUGAGAAGGAUCCACCAAGCCAGAGGAGAUCAAAAUCAAGAAGCUUAAUGAAUGCAUAGAAGAAAGACAUGGAUGAUGGGUGUAAGACAGAAUAAGAUGGAGAUGGGUGAUUUGCCAUGAUGAUCCCAAUGGGAACGGUCAAAAAUCAAAUUUAAAUGCAGGGAAGGAGUGCUUGCUCCAGUUGAUGUAGGAAAUAGUGCAUUAAUU